This is a messenger RNA of Hemibagrus wyckioides, 3177 nucleotides long. RefSeq names its product NLR family CARD domain-containing protein 3-like. The record is from RefSeq and is a predicted model, not a curated record. The transcript is spliced from 10 exons. Bases 1 to 3177 code for a protein of 1058 amino acids. Lineage: Eukaryota; Metazoa; Chordata; Actinopteri; Siluriformes; Bagridae. Gene Ontology annotation, molecular function: protein binding.
AUGCAAGGAAAGCAGCAGGGCCUGAUGACCACCUCCAUUGUGCCUGUACCAGAAAACUCCACUGCAUCCUGCCUUAAUGACUACCGCCCAGUAGCGCUCACCCCCAUCAUCACUAAGUGCUUUGAGUGGCUGGUCCUGGCACACCUCAAAACCUGUCUUCCUGCCACCCUUGACCCUCAUCAAUUUGCUUACCGUCAGAACAGAAGCACGGAGGACGCAGUUUCCACAGCGCUGCACUCAGUCCUCUCUCACGUGGACAAUAAAGACACCUAUGCCAGAAUGCUUUUCCUGGACUUUAGUUCAGUGUUUAACACUGUCAUCCCUUCCAAGCCCCAGCAUGUUCGGAUAGAUCGCCACUGCUCUUCCACCCCUCUCUUCACCUAUGACUGCAAGCCUGUACAUAGUUCCAACACAAUUAUCAAGUUUGCAGAUGACACCACGGUGAUUGGACUCAUCAAAGACAAUGAUGAGUCAGCUUAUAAAGAGGAGCUGGACCGUCUAGCUGAGUGUAAACUCCAGGGAAAGAGAUUAGAAUCACCAGCACCCAGUUGUAUCUCCAUGAAGAGUGAUCAGUCUAUGGAUUCUCCUAUGAGGCUAAAAAAUGGAGACCAAUCACUUCUACACAGGAACGACCCUGAUCCUGCUGCUGUAAAUGAAGUCCAGAAAAAGUUCAGAUUAAAUCUGAUGAAGAAGUUUCAGUGUUUGAAUGGAGUGAUGAUAAACCUGGGAACCCAAACACUCCUGAAUGACAUCUACACAGAGCUCUACAUCACAGAGGGAGACAGUGGAGAAGUCAAUAAUGAACAUGAGGUGAGACAGAUGGAGGCAGCGUCCAGGAGAACAACAACAGAGGAAACACCAAUCAAAUGUAAUGACAUCUUUAAGCCUUUAUCUGAACAAGACAAACCCAUCAGAACUGUGCUGACAAAGGGAGUCGCUGGCAUCGGAAAAACAGUCUCUGUGCAGAAGUUCAUUCUGGACUGGGCUGAAGGGAAAGCCAAUCAGGACGUCCACCUCAUAUUUCCACUUCCUUUCAGAGAGCUGAAUUUGAUGAAGGACCAGAAACUGAGUCUGAUGGAGCUUCUUCAUGUCUGUUUUAAGGAAACAAAAGAAACAGAAAUGUCCAGUUUGGAAAAGGUUCUGUUCAUUUUUGACGGAUUGGACGAGUGUCGUUUUCCUCUGGAUUUCCAGAACACAGUGAGAGUGUGUGAUGUAACUGAAUCAGCAUCAGUGCAGGAGCUGCUGAUAAACCUGAUCAAAGGGAAUCUGCUUCCCUCUGCUCUCAUCUGGAUCACCUCCCGACCAGCAGCAGCUGAUCAAAUCCCCUCUGAGUGUGUGCAUCGAGUCACAGAGGUACGAGGGUUCAGUGACCCACAGAAGGAGGAGUACUUCAGGAAGAGAAUCAGUGACCAGAGCCUGGCCAAUAACAUCAUCACACACCUGAAGUCAUUAAGAAGUCUCUACAUCAUGUGCCACAUCCCAGUCUUCUGCUGGAUUUCAGCCACUGUUCUAGAGAGAAUGUUGGGUGAAGCAGAGAGUGGAGAGAUCCCCAAGACUCUGACUCAAAUGUACACACACUUCCUCAUCAUUCAGACAAACAUCAUAAGAGAAAAAUACUCCAAGAAGCAGGAGAGUGAUGAAGAAAUGCUUCUUAAACUGGGACAACUGGCUUUUCAGCAGCUGAAGAAAGGGAACCUGAUCUUCUAUGAGGAAGAUCUGAGAGAGUGUGACAUUGAUGUGAGAGAAGCAGCAGUGUACUCAGGUGUGUGUACACAGAUCUUCAGAGAGGAGUUUGGGCUUCACCAGAGUAAAGUGUACUGCUUUGUUCAUCUGACCAUUCAGGAGCAUCUCGCAGCUCUGUAUGUGCACCUGACCUUCAUGAAGGAGAAGAGAAAUGUUCUUAUACAGAAUUGUGUCUCCACACAGAAGACGGAAGAAAUUAUGAUCUUCAAUUUAAACAAGAGUGCUGUAGAUCAGACUUUAGAAAGUCAGACUGCACAUCUGGAUCUUUUCCUCUGCUUUCUUCUGGGUCUUUUACUGAAUCACUCACUCUCAUCUUUUACUUUCACCGAUCAGAAACUCUUACAUGCUUUAGUAACACAGACAGGAAGUAGCUCCCAGAGCACAAAGGCAACAGUCCACUGUCUGAAUGAACUGGGUGAUAAUUCUCUAGUGGAGAAAAUCCAACUCUACCUGAAAUCUGGAAAACAAAGUGACCUCUCUUCUUCACAGUGGUCUGCUCUGGUGUUUGUGUUACUGACCUCAGCACAGGAGCUGGAAGAAUUUGACCUGAGUAAAUAUUUCAGUACAGAUAAGAUAACAGAAACUGUUGUUCUGAAGAUGAUGCCUGUGAUUGCAGCAUCCAGAAAAGCAAUUAUCAGCUGUGAUUCACUUGGAAUGAAAAGUUGUUUAGCGCUCAGCUCAGAAUUCUCAAAUCUGAGAGAACUGCAUCUGACUGUGAAAACACUGCAUCUGUCCUAUAAUUAUCUAGGAGUCUCAGUAGUGAAGAGUCUCUCUGCUGUACUGGAGAAUCCUCACUGUAAAGUGGAGACACUGGGGUUGCGUGAUUGUGGAGUCUCAGAUGAAGGCUGUGCUGCUCUGACUUCAGCUCUGAAAUCAACCCCCUCACACCUGAUAGAACUGAAUCUAUCGACUAAUAAUCUAGGAGACUCAGGAGUGAAGAGUCUCUCUGCUGUACUGAAGAAUCCUCACUGUAAACUGAAUAUACUGGGGUUGUGUAAGUGUGGAGUCUCAGAUGAAGGCUGUGCUGCUCUGACUUCAGCUCUGAAAUCAAACCCUUCACACCUGAGAGACCUGGAUCUGGCUGAAAAAAUACUACGAGACUCAGGAGCAGUUUUGGUCCACCACAAGAUAAAGACCCCUUCAGGAGUGGUGGUCAGACAGUGGCCAUAUAAGGUUCCUGAAGCAUGCUGUCCAGCUAUAGAAGCAGUUACGAACGAGGUUCUCCCAUUUGGGCUGGACAGUGUGCCUGCAGACUUGAUGAAGAUUGUGCACUCCUCCAACCGAAUGGACCACUUUCACCACCUGGGGGAGAUACUGCGACCAUUCUGGAAGGCUGGGCUGAUGACCAACCUGAGCAAGUGUCACCUGGGGCUGGCCAAGGCACAUUGCAUGGGGCAGGGCCUUCUACAACCAGAAGAGAAGAAGAUUGUCUGA